Schizophyllum commune H4-8 is the source of this 1555-nucleotide messenger RNA. RefSeq lists its product as uncharacterized. The record is from RefSeq and is a predicted model, not a curated record. Lineage: Eukaryota; Fungi; Basidiomycota; Agaricomycetes; Agaricales; Schizophyllaceae. Bases 92 to 1432 code for a protein of 446 amino acids. The transcript is spliced from 4 exons.
GCUACGCAUCAUAGACCAGAUACAUCGCCUCCUAGUGCAUUUCUCUUGUUUAUGAGACAAUUAUUGUUCGCCGCCCCGUAUACUGUCGUGCAUGGGCCCGUGGAGGAGUGAAGAAGAGGAAGAAGCUAAAGUCCGGAUCGGGAAGUCGAUCGGGGAUAGCGUGCAUGCAAGUGAUGCGAUCAAUUCCCUUGUUCCUUCGGUCCAAGCGCACGUGUUGGAACUUCUCCCACUUUGGCUAUUCCCUCUCGGUCGCCAGAAUAGGAUGGAAAAGCCUUGGCUGAAGUGCCCACUUUCUGGCGAAACGGAGAAACUAAGCCGCGCCAAACUUAUCUCGGAUUCGGUGGUAGACGAAGAGGAUCUCAAGGUGGCCAGGAUAGAGUGGGUAUGGGGCCUGAAGCGAGGAGGUCUUCUAUACUAUCUCGCACAGCCUCACAACUGUAUAUUCUUUCGCAAGGACAUCGCGCACAUGUACGCCCGAUUCGAGUUCACCCUUGCGCCCACAUUCGACACAUACACCGAAAUAAUGCAAUUCUCUGAGCAUGCCGGUAUUAAGGAUCGCAAAGAAAGGGAUAAAACCCCGCGUCGCCCUCUAACUGCACUCUCACCUACGGGGCGCUUACACCGUUAUGUCUUUAUACCGUUUACCGACGCCGCCCGCAAGCUCCAGACCGAACUCAACUUGCUGCCUCAGACCGAAGCAGACCUUGCCGCCGAACUAGAACCCUACGAGUCGAAUUCACAGCUGGCUACAUUGCCUGAAUGUCGCGAGUCGCUCCCGGUGGUUGAGUGCUACGCUCACCCAUUCUCUGUAAGCACCUGCGCCGAGCGCGCCUUCAAGCACCACGCCUUGGGCACACACAUAACGGCGCAUUACUCUCUCGUGACCCACAAUAUCGUUCGCCUAUGGUCCGAAGAGGGAAUUCAGCCUCCGACGUGGUUCGUCAAUACCCCUGGGAUGGACGAAGACGACCAGACUCUCACGAGCUCCGAGGGCGCAGGCUACGAGAUGAGCGUACUUCCGCAGGCUGAAGGAUCACAGGCCGAGGGCACCGUGACGCCUCAUAACCCGCGAAAGCGAAUCGUCUUCGAUGACGAGGAGGCCUUUCGAGCCAACGUAUGCGACUGGGCGAAGAAAGUGGACCCCAAGUCGAAGCCUCGCAAGCAAGCACCUAUACCUCGUUCGACCAUCCCGCUGCGCCGUUCCGUCCGCAUAUAUAACCUUGCGCACCCAUAUAGGAAGCCACCUCCUGUCUAUCGAGCAGAAUCUCCCGUGCGCGAGGCGCCGUGGCCGACCGAAGAUGAUCGAGACCCCGUGCGUCACCCACCGGCUUGGACGGAGCGUAACAGUCGCUUUCCGACGCGGACGUUCUCCAGCAACGACUGGGCAUACUUCUGUCGCGGAGUCGCUCUUGCAGCCCCUGGAGUGUCCUAGCAGAAGUCGCUCGAUUGCGCUUCUCUCGGCACUCUCGACUAGCUUGAGUCCAGUUUCUGGCUGCUGCUAUCAAUCGGAGUCCUCUUCCUUACGCCGCCUCCGCCAAGUAACUCCACCGGCUCG